Chroicocephalus ridibundus (black-headed gull) is the source of this 8576-nucleotide messenger RNA. It is a transcript of the gene MADD, whose product is annotated as MAP kinase activating death domain. Lineage: Eukaryota; Metazoa; Chordata; Aves; Charadriiformes; Laridae. Gene Ontology annotation, molecular function: guanyl-nucleotide exchange factor activity. The record is from RefSeq and is a predicted model, not a curated record. Bases 223 to 5364 code for a protein of 1713 amino acids. Gene Ontology annotation, biological process: regulation of Rab protein signal transduction; regulation of apoptotic process. Gene Ontology annotation, cellular component: cytosol. The transcript is spliced from 38 exons.
CCGCCGGGCGGCGGUGGCGCGUUCCGCUCCUGGCGGUCGAUGCGGAACUGGCCGGGCGGCGCAGAGCGGCCGGGCGGCGGCGGCGGGGCAGGUUGGACUUGCCAGACAGCUCCAAGCAGAUUCUGUUCCCCAAGGCAGUUGAUCACGGCUGACUGGAUAACUGACUACUGGAUCGAUGAACAGAAAUUCAGUGAGAUGACAUAGGGAGGAGUGUCAAGGACAAUGGUGCAGAAAAAGAAAAUCUGCCCUCGGUUACUCGACUACCUUGUGAUCAUUGGAGCCAGGCAGCCAAGUAGCGAUAGCGUUGCUCAGACUCCUGAACUGCUGCGACGUUACCCUUUAGAAGACCAUGUGGACUUUCCUCUACCACCUGAUGUUGUAUUCUUCUGCCAGCCGGAAGGAUGCCUGAGCGUGCGGCAAAAACGUAUGAGCUUCCGUGAUGACACUUCUUUUGUCUUCACGCUCACAGACAAGGAUACAGGUGUCAUUCGCUAUGGAAUCUGUGUCAACUUCUACCGCUCCUUCCAGAAGCGAGUACCCAAGGAGAAGGGAGAAGGCACAGGAGGGCAUCGAGCUCGGGAGGGACAGAAAAUCCCCAAAUCAGGGGAUGCAGCUGCACCCCAGGAGGAAGUGGGCACUGAGAGCUCAGAGAGUGGUUCCUCACUGCAGGCUCCAAGUACAGAGUCUACCCCAGAUGUGAAUCGAUCGCCGCGCAGUAAGCGUGUGGCCAAAGGCAGCCAUCGCUCUCGGAACAGCACCCUGACUUCUCUGUGCAUCCUUAGUCAUUAUCCCUUCUUUUCCACCUUCCGUGAAUGUCUGUACACCCUCAAGAGACUUGUGGACUGCUGUAGUGAGAGAUUGUUGGGCAAGAAGCUGGGGAUUCCUCGAGGGGUGCAGAGGGAUACAAUGUGGCGGAUUUUCACAGGCUCCCUCCUGGUGGAAGAAAAGUCUAGUGCGUUACUCCACGACUUGCGUGAGAUUGAGGCCUGGAUAUACCGGCUGCUCCGUUCACCAAUGCCUGUUGCUGGUCAGAAGCGAGUGGAUGUGGAAGUCUUACCGCAUGAGUUGCAGCCAGCUUUGACCUUUGCUCUUCCUGAUCCAUCCCGCUUCACCUUGGUGGAUUUUCCACUACAUCUGCCUUUGGAGUUGCUGGGAGUGGAUGCUUGCCUGCAGGUGCUGACCUGCAUCCUUCUGGAGCACAAGGUUGUAUUGCAGUCCCGAGAUUACAAUGCUCUCUCAAUGUCUGUGAUGGCCUUUGUGGCUAUGAUCUAUCCAUUAGAAUACAUGUUCCCAGUGAUCCCACUGCUUCCCACCUGCAUGGCCUCUGCAGAACAGUUGCUUCUAGCCCCUACACCUUAUAUCAUUGGUGUUCCAGCAAGUUUCUUCCUUUACAAACUGGAUUUUAAAAUGCCUGAUGAUGUAUGGCUUAUUGACCUGGAUACCAAUAGGGUGAUCGUUCCCACAAAUGCAGAAGCUUUGCCAGCAUUGCCAGAACCAGAAGCUUCAGAGCUGAAAAAGCAUCUGAAACAGUGUCUGGUUAGCAUGACUGCAAUCACUCAGAAACAGCUGCUCACUCCUGACAACAAGGCACUGGCCAGCAUGAGCCUGAAUACUCAGCCCAUUCUUAAUCUAGAGAAGUUCCAUGAGGGGCAGGAGGUGCCACUGUUGCUAGGAAGACCGCAGAAUGAUUUGCAGUCUACUCCCUCCACAGAAUUCAACCCUCUGAUCUAUGGAAACGAUGUGGACUCUGUGGAUGUGGCUACCAGGGUUGCUAUGGUGAGAUUCUUCAACUCGCCAAAUGUUUUGCAAGGUUUCCAGAUGCAUACUCGUACUCUUCGUCUCUUCCCACGACCAGUGGUGGCCUUCCAGGCAAAUUCUUUUCUUGCCUCUAGGCCUAAGCAAACACCUUUUGCAGAUAAGCUUUCCAGGACACAGGCAGUAGAAUACUUUGGAGAAUGGUCGCUCAACCCUACUAACUAUGCUUUCCAAAGAAUUCAUAACAACAUGUUUGAUCCAGCACUGAUUGGUGACAAACCGAAGUGGUAUGCGCACCAGCUGCAGCCCAUCCAUUAUCGUGUCUAUGACAGUAAUUCACAGCUGGCUGAAGCACUGAAUGUCCCAGUAGAGAAAGAAACAGAUUCUGAUCCCACUGAUGACAGCAGUGGCAGUGACAGUGUCGACUAUGACGACUCAAGUUCCUCCUACUCCUCCCUCGGUGACUUUGUCAGUGAGAUGAUGAAAUGUGACAUUAAUGGUGAUACCCCAAAUGUUGACCCCCUGACUCACGCAGCCCUUGGUGAUGCUAGUGAAGUGGAAUUUGAUGAUUUUCAAGAAUAUUCAGGGGAUCUGGAUGAACAGGCCAUGGACAGUGAAAACUCCCAAGAGAACAACCAGCCUCGUUCAAGUUCCAGUACUACAGCCAGUAGCAGCCCCAGCACUGUCAUCCAUGGAGUGAAUCAUUUGUAUGUAACGCAAAUUAGCGAACAGAUCAAUGAUUUGACUGGUCCACAGGAGUCAGCAGAUUCAGCAGAAAUGGAAGAGAAGUUGGUUGCUGGUUUUUCAAACCACCUCCCUUCCUUGCCACUGCAAGCAAGCUUUCCCAAGAUAAGCUUGGAUCGUCGUGAGAGCGACAGUGCAGCUGGCGGCAUGAGCUCCUCAGAAGGAGUGGUGAGGAAGCGAGAGUAUGACAAUCCAUACUUCGAACCACAGUAUGGUUUUCCUAUGGAGGAUGAAGACGAUGAGCAAGAAGAGAGCUACACCCCAAGGUUUAACCAGAAUCUCAAUGGAAGCAGGUCUCAGAAGUUACUCCGUCCAAACAGUUUAAAACUGGCCAAUGAUUCUGAUGCAGAUUCAGAUUCGAGGGCCAGCUCCCCAAACUCUACUGUCUCCAACAACAGCAGUGAAGGUUUUGGGGGCAUCAUGUCUUUUGCAAGCAGCCUGUACAGAAACCACAGCACAAGUUUCAGUCUGUCCAACUUAGCCCUACCAACCAAAGUUGGGAGAGACAAGAAUACUCCCUUUCCCAGCCUGAAAGAUUACUUUAAUCUGGAAGUGGGAAGGGAUGUGGAUGAAGUAUUUGGGUUAAAUACUAUAAUGGAGAUUAUUACUGAAGCUGGCCCAGUAAGCAAUGAAGGAAACAGACGAGCCCUUGUGGAUCAAAAGUCCUCAGUCAUUAAGCACAGCCCAACAGUGAAAAGAGAAUCUCCAUCGCCUCAGGGACGAACUAGCAAUUCCAGUGAGAACCAGCAGUUCCUGAAGGAGGUGGUACAUAAUGUUCUCGAUGGGCAAGGUGUUGGCUGGCUGAACAUGAAGAGAGUCCGACGUCUGCUGGAGAGUGAGCAGCUCCGUGUCUUUGUACUAAGCAAGCUGAAUCGCACGAUCCAGUCAGAAGAAGACGCUCGACAGGAUGUCAUACAGGAUGUGGAGGUCAGCCGCAAGGUUUAUAAAGGCAUGCUGGACUUGCUGAAGUGCACCGUGUUGAGCCUGGAGCAGUCAUAUGCAAAUGCUGGCCUGGGGGGCAUGGCCAGUGUUUUUGGCCUGCUAGAGAUAGCACAUACUCACUAUUACAACAAAGAACCAGAAAAGCGAAAACGAAGUCCAACGGAUGGAUCUGUCACCCCAGUUGGCAAGGAUCCUGCAUCAUCCCCAAGAGUGGAGGCAAAACCUGCGAUGCAGCUGCCGGUACCUCACCUGAUGCCAAAGGCACUGAGCCCUGCAGGCAAAGGUCCAAGGGAGUUUGACACAAGGAGUCUAAAGGAAGAAAAUUUUAUUGCUUCCAUUGAAUUGUGGAACAAGCACCAGGAAGUGAAAAAGCAAAAAUCUUUGGAAAAAACGAGGCCAGAAGGUGUGAAACACUUCGAUUUGGGAGAAACAGAUGAGAAAAAAUCCCAAAUCAGUGCAGACAGUGGCCUCAGUUUGGCCUCAGGUUCUCAGAAGAGUGAUUUUGACGCUGUUCCCAGUGGAGGACCAGCGGUUAUGGUCCGAAGUACAAGCCAGGAUUCUGAAGUUAGCACAGUGGUUAGUAACAGUUCCGGAGAGACAUUAGGAGCAGACAGUGACUUGAGCAGCAAUGCUGGUGAUGGCCCAAGUGUGGAAAAUGGUGGCAAUUUGACAGGAUCCAGGGGCACUGUGUCAGACAGUGAAAUUGAGACAAACUCCGCUACUAGCUCUAUCUUUGCGAAGUCUCACAACCUGAAGCAGAGUGUGAAGGAGAGCAAAGGCAGUACUCCAGGGAGAGGUCCAGAGGAUGGGAACCAACGUGUCUAUCUCUAUGAAGGACUUUUGGGUAGGGAUAAAGGAUCUGUCUGGGACCAGUUAGAGGAUGCUGCAAUGGAAACGUUCUCUAUGAGCAAAGAGCGUUCAACUUUGUGGGACCAGAUGCAGUUCUGGGAAGAUGCUUUUUUGGAUGCUGUGAUGUUAGAGAGAGAAGGAAUGGGGAUGGACCAGGGACCUCAGGAGAUGAUUGACAGGUAUCUUUCCCUGGGAGAACAUGAUCGAAAGCGUUUGGAGGAUGACGAGGACCGCUUGCUGGCUACACUGCUGCAUAAUAUGAUUGCUUAUAUGCUUAUGAUAAAGGUGAACAAGAACGAUAUUAGGAAAAAGGUGCGUCGUCUAAUGGGAAAAUCACAUAUUGGAUUGGUGCACAGCCAGCAAAUAAAUGAUAUUCUAGACAAGCUUGCCAAUCUGAAUGGACGGGAACUCCCUGUGAGACCCAGUGGCAGCCGCCACAUCAAGAAGCAGACUUUUGUAGUACAUGCUGGGACAGACACAACAGGAGACAUAUUUUUCAUGGAGGUAUGUGAUGACUGCAUUGUGCUGAGAAGCAACAUUGGAACUGUGUAUGAACGUUGGUGGUAUGAGAAACUCAUCAACAUGACUUACUGUCCCAAAACAAAAGUGCUGUGCCUCUGGCGGAGGAAUGGUCAGGAGACACAGCUGAACAAGUUCUACACAAAGAAGUGUCGAGAAUUAUACUACUGUGUAAAAGACAGUAUGGAGCGAGCAGCAGCAAGACAGCAAAGCAUUAAACCAGGCCCUGAGCUGGGUGGCGAGUUCCCUGUGCAGGAUAUGAAAACUGGCGAAGGAGGUCUUCUUCAGGUCACACUGGAAGGAAUUAACCUGAAAUUUAUGCACAGUCAGGUUUUCAUAGAGCUGAAUCACAUUAAAAAGUGCAAUACUGUGCGAGGAGUCUUUGUCCUGGAGGAAUUUGUUCCUGAAACUAAAGAAGUGGUGAGCCACAAGUACAAGACGCCAAUGGCUCAUGAGAUCUGCUACUCCGUGCUGUGUCUCUUCUCUUAUGUGGCUGCCAUUCGUGGAAAAGAGGCAGAAAACAAAAGCAAACCACCUCGGCCAGUUUCCAGUUGAUCACGAUAUCAGGAAAUACCUACCGUUUGGCACGUUGACGUGCAGUACUCCCAUUUUUACUGCAGUUCCAGGAGCUCACUUUACUGUCUUCUACGAGAACUUGAUUAUUUAUGUAUGACCCUGCAAGUCUUUCCCCAUAGAAAAACCUAAGACUUCACUGCUCAGUCUCCUUCUGAAUUCAUUCUUAAUGGAGUUUUUAUAUGAGCUGUUAAUCAGACAGUUUUGAGCAUCAGCAUCCAGCUAUGAGUGACCUACUCUGGCCAUUCCUCGGAAUUCCAUUUUUCUUAAGAUGACUAACAGCUUGAGUUCAGUUGGUUUUUGUUUCUAGUGGUACGUGUUACAGAUGAAUCACUUUACAACUGCAGGCUUCUGCUUUCAGAUUCUCUGGUAUGUGCACAGUGGAAGCAGUCUGGUCCUGCAUCUUGUUUAAAUGUUGUAUUUUUAUUGUUUUCCUUCUGUGUUGUUCAUUUUUACCCACCAACAUGGAGUUCUUGUCACAUAGUUCUUCAGACCCUUUUGGUAGAGAUGAACUAUUUAGCUACCAUAGUCUUAAAAAUAUCAGGUGACAAUUGAAAUUUGGCUAUUAAAUUGGUCCAUCUGUGGAGAUGACUGCUCUUCAAGUGGGAAAAGUGGAGAGAGAAACUUUGAAGGCAGUAUAUUUGAAAAACAUUGACACUUCAUGGAUUGUGUGGAUUUUCAAAUGGGAGUUAGGCCACACUUGUAGAUAACCCAGCAGUAGAGUUAACAGAUGCAUAUGAGCACUACCUAAAGCAGUUAAUCACAGGGAUUAGAAAAUGAAUAAGGAAAUGUAAAACUUGGAGACAUUAUUGGCAGAAGCAUAUGGCAGACCCAUGUGUUUUUGGGUCUGUAACUAUACACAAGGCAUUUCUAUAGCAAUCUGCAGAACAUGUUCGGAAGCCCAAAGGAUUAUGCUGUCUCCAAUUUUUUUAAGCUAUUGCUUUUUUCCAAUCCGUAUUUGUGUAUCAAGGAAUCUUGCAAAUACUGUGUUAAUGUAUAAUGAAACUCUCGCAGUUAAAACUAUCCAUCACAUUCCUUAUUUUAAGUAGGCUGAAUAGGAAUGUUUUUUGCAUCCUGUUUUUGUUCUUGAACUGUACUGCACUUGUCCAGAAAGCUCUUAGGAUGCUGAGAGGAGAGACUGUCUAGAGAAAAUAAUGUUACAUGUAAAAUAUCUGGAAAAAAUGCUCUGAUGCAACCUGAUGUAUUGUAUGUUUUGACAUAGCAUUCUGAGUAAAUGCGCCCAGAAAUAACCCUGUUUUGGCUUGGUCAGGGUAUCUACCAUUUUGAGUGGAAUACAAUAGUAAUGGGUGAGGAAAUGAUGUAAAUAUUAUAGUACAACAUCUAUUUAUAGAAACUGUACAGCUGUCUGAAUGUGAAAAUAAAAUGUCAUUCAACCAGCAACUGGUUUUCAUCCUCAUGUGGUUUUCUAUUGAUGCAGCUUAUUCUGAAAUUAAUGUAAUUAUAUACAAAAUACAUCAUACAUCUAUGAAAUAAUGAAAAAGAGACUAUAAGUGGAAAAUCUACAUUUCUUUCCAUAUAAGCAGGAAAGUUGUUUUUGUUCUUUUUUCUUCUGUCAUAACAUCCAUGUAACUUUUUUUUUUUUAAAAAAGUGUCUGAAAAGGAUGAAUAGGUAAAAUAAGACACAUCUGAAAUACUGAAUUUGUUUUUGCACACAUGCAGAUCGAAGCAACAUGUAAAGGAUUUUUCAUCCUUUCCUAAUAUAAAUGCAAAACUGAAAUUGGGAAACCCUGAAAUUAGUCUGGUUUGGUUUGGGUUUUUUUUUUUUCUAGACUGCAAAUUUCCUUAUAGCAAUAUCUGAAUUUUUAGCAAUUGUAGUAUUCUUGAUACUAUUAGAUUACAAGUACAGGUAAGACUGAAAUCACUUUGCUUUACAACAGAUGUUCUGUUUACUGCAAUACUGGGUCCCACUGAGGUAUACAGUAUUAAUUUUUAAAUUGUAAAUAUUAUGUUAGCAGGCCUAUUAACAUAUUCAAACUCGUUAACUUAAAAUUAUUAGGGGAAGGUUGGAGUUUAAAAUAAUUAAAUCUACAGUAUCACUUACUAUAUACAGCUCUUUUUUUCCCUGUAGAAGUUGUAUUUUUGCGAGUGUUAUUUAUCUGUGACUUAAAAUCAUAAAUUACAUAGUGCUGUAUGCUCUAGACUGAUGAGAAACUUCAGUUCAGAAUAAGACUUCUAAAGGGCCUGAUAAUAAAAAUAGCCCUCUCUCCAUUUUGACAGAUUUUAUUCAUUUUUAUUUUUUUUUAAAGGGCAAGUGUGGGUAAAUAGUUACAGCAUUUGCUGUUCAGUGGCAAGGAAGAAUCAGUAACAACCUCAGCAAGCGGACUGACACUGGGCUUCUGCCCUUCAGGUGAGAGUAACUGACUUGGCUUCAAAAUUGAGGAAAUUUUGAAAUGCACAAAGGCUUUCUUGUACUUGAUGAUGGUGACUUGGCAGAUGUUCUGCGAACUGCGGGAAUGUAGCAUAUUCAUCUGAGACAAAGGCGUGCCAUGCAGUGUUUCCGCUACUAGAUAUACAGUGCUAUUCUCUGGAUACCUAAUGCAGAUCUGAAGGUUGGAUUUAAAAUUCGUGUGAAAGCGUAAGUCUUCCAUCCUUUCCACCUUCACUUCAUCACUCUUAAGCAUUAAGAGGUACAUAAACUUUACUUUGGAGGAAAAAAAAUAACCAGUGAUUUGCAUGUGUUUUGUCAUGCUCAGCUUAUUUUGAUCUUUAGGUAAGAAUUCCUUAGCAGCAGUAAGAACUUAGAGGCUUCUAAACCUCCCAGAACCAAAUGGAAGACUAACUGAGAAUAAUUAGUAAUAAUAAAUAGUGCUAGAAGAUUCUUAGAACAAAAUGAAUAAUUCUUCUGUUUUUACCACUAGGAGGAGCCUGUGUCUUAGUUUUUAAGUAUUUCAAGAUUAGAAGCUUUUUAUUUUCACACUUGCGAUACUUCCAAGGCACUUACACAAAUAUGACAAAGAUUCAUGAACUUGCCUCAAAACUGAAGGUAUUUGCUUAUCCUGAACAACUUUGGUUUUCUGCUCAGUUCCUUGCUUGUGGAAGUUGGUUUUUAAAAUGACCAUUAAGUGUUCUCUGCAAACACUGGGGUUUGUGACCAGUCUUCCUGGCAGUUUUCAAAGUGGAACUAAGGUUACUAAUUUAUCUGUCUUCUGGAUCACGUAUCUUCAUUGUCAUGU